UUGGACCAAUGCUCAUGGCUGGAAAUGUAGCCUAUCCCUAUGAGCUUAGGGUUUAUCCGUAUGAUAUGUUUGAUUCCAUUAUUAACCCGUCGCCAUUUUCAGAUUUGAGGAGUAUCACAGAGGGCGCACAUGGGGAAUAUGAACCAUGAUUCCUCAAAUCUGUUUCGCAACAUUUAGUUCUCAGUAAGAAAACGGAAGAACACGCAACCCAGGCGGCGGCUGGUGCCUCCUCAUAUCGCUUUCUCUGCUCAAAAUACCAGUCGCUGUCCAGGCUAAUUACAACUCUGAUAUAGCGCGGCCUUUUUACGCGUUCCACGUUCGCAAGGACGCCCAUAGUUCCACUUGAUUUGUUAACUGCAUCUCAAAACAGGAUUAGAUUCUGCAGAGAGGUGGGGCUUUAAAGGAGCGAGCGCUACUGUUUUCCUCUGAACUGUAACAUGCUAACACCCUGGUAGUGCACAACUAGGAAAUGCGCAAAUUUGGCGAUGUGCACAGUGUGCGCAUCGAAGAUAUUGGAUGGUUGCAGAUGGUGUGCUGACCUUUGAGAAAGACUCGUGCUGUCAUCAUCUGUAACCUCUUUGAACCGAAGUUAAGCAGUGACGAUGCCCCCGCAGAGAGUGUUCGCUCUGCCGAGGCAAAAGUCCCUCUUCCUACCGGCUGUUCUCAAUCCAUUUGUGUAUGAGCACCAAAUAACCAGGGCCGACAAAAUAAAAUGUGCGCUCUUUGGGAUUGUGCUGUUGCCUCUUCGGUGUCUCUUCUUAUUACUGGUGGUCGUCAUAACAUGGCCUUUGGCGACAUUAGUUACCUUCAAAAUGCCCCUCAAGGGAGCAGUGGAGCCCAUGACUGGAUGGAGAAGGUUGAUAUGUCAGACGAUAAUACGCACUCUGGGCAGGAUGUACUUCUUUGGGUUCGGCUUCCGGGUGGUGUUGAGGGGCCGGCAGGUGACCAGUGCCGAGGCCCCCAUCCUGGUGGUGGCUCCCCACUCCAGCUUCUUCGACGCCAUCGUCUGCAUCGUCGCUGGCCUGCCUUCCACCGUGUCACGCUCGGAGACCCUCUCCACACCCAUCUUUGGCAGGUUCCUGCGCUGCCUUCAGCCUGUGCUGGUCUCCCGUAAGGACCCAGACUCGCGCAAGAACACCAUUAAGGAGAUCGAGAGCAGGUCCACAUCAGGAGGGUCAUGGCAACAGCUCUUGAUCUUUCCUGAGGGGACUUGCACCAACCGAUCCUGUCUCAUCACAUUCAAGCUAGGUGCCUUUAUUCCUGGUGUUCCUGUCCAGCCCAUUGUCCUGAGAUACCCCAAUAAACUGGACAGUGUGACUUGGACAUGGCAAGGCCCAAAGUCGGGAGAUUUGCUUCUUCUCACUUUGUGUCAACCCUACACCACUGUGGAAAUAGAGUUCUUGCCCCCUCAAGUCCCCACUGAGGCUGAGAAGAAAAGCCCCAUUCUGUUUGCACAGAAAGUGCGCGCAGUCAUGGCAGAGGCUCUGUCCAUCCCCAUAACGGACCACACCUUUGAGGACUGCCGGCUGAUGAUCUCUGCAGGGGAGCUGACCCUCCCCAUGGAGGCCGGCCUGGUGGAGUUUACCAAGAUCAGCAAGAAGCUCAACUUGAAGUGGGAGAACGUUCAGAAGGAGCUUGAAAGCUUUGCUGCCAUUGCCAACUCCUGUAAGGGUGGCCGCAUCAAGAUCGAGCAGUUUGCCGACUACCUCAGGCUCCCAGUCACGCCUGCCCUGCAGGAACUGUUUGCUCUCUUCGAUAGGGAUGGGGACGGUACGAUUGACUUCAGAGAGUAUGUCAUUGGGGUGACUGUUUUAUGCCGACCUGCCAACUCCGAGGAGGUCAUUCAAACAGCCUUUCAGCUCUUUGACACUGACAAUGACCAAACCAUCAAUCGGGAAGAAUUUGCCAAUAUGCUACGGUCCACAUUGGGUGUGUGUGACCUCAAUGUCACCAAACUCUUCAAGGACAUUGACGCAGAUGGGUCUGGCCGCAUCACCUACAAUGAGUUUCGGUCGUUCGCCCUGCAGCACCCACAGUAUGCCAAAUUGUUCACCACUUACCUGGAGCUGCAGCGCUACCAGGCACUCCAGACUGAGGACCCCGACUUCCUCAGCUCCUUCUCCUGUGCCCAGGAGGAGGAGGAGAGCCAAGAGGAGAGCACCUCCGACAAGAAGGACGACUAAGAAGAAAACAGAGGAGAGGAGUGAAGAGAAGAGGAGUUGAGAUGAGUUGUCAGCAGAGAAGGCGUGGUACCACUCUUUCUCUCAAUCACUCUGUCUCUGUUUCCCUCUCUCUGCCUGGUGCACUGAAUAGGACUGAUCUGAACUGAACAGCCCAAACCACUUGGAACUAUGAGUUGAGUUGGUAUGUGAGGAGUUUCCAGGCCGCCACUGAGAGGUCAACCAGAUUUAUGGAACUCCUGGUUUAUUUUUUUGUGUGUUUGAUUUUUUUUUCUCUUCAAAAUUCUGCCUUAGGAGGAUAGGCAUCUUGUGUAGAGAGAUAAGGUGCCCCUUCACAAAUAAGAAUAAAAUGAAAAGACAGCACAUUUUUAAAAUGGGAGUUAGUGUUCCUAGUUAACUGAUUUCUCUGCCAUUUUAGAUGCCAUUUGCUUUUUAUGCGUAACUGGAACAUUGGGAAAAAAAUGGAUCUACAUUCAAGGUGAAUUGAAUUUAGAUGACGAUGCCUUUUCUCCACAAGCGCUUUGUUUUUACGAUCUUUAACUAGGUCUAUUUUAGGACACUUGUGGUGCCAGUGCUGUAGUUUUUUAACCACUCAAACACUGGCAAUAGUGCAAAAGCUUUUACAUACUGUAAGAGAAAAUCAACCUUGAAGCCCCACGAAACUGCCCAAAUGACUACUGAUUUUAUUUUAUUUGAAGGUAUUAUUUCUCGUGUUUUUUUGUCAAAGCUUGCUUCAUUUUAUUAAUAUGGGCAAGUUAACUGGCUGCCUUGCAGUUAAUUACUUCUAACUCUGACUGCAAAAUUUGCAAAAUUCUUAGGCAGAGUAUAGGAAAAAAAAUAAUAAAAUAAAAUAAGGAAAUGAAAGAAAGACGCCACUGGAGUUACUUGCCCAAGAGAUUGCGUAGCGUGCCGUGUGCUGUGCGCAUCUUGCUUUCCCCCCUCUUCUCUCCGCUCAGGGACUGUGCUUGGAAAAGUCGGCAGUACUGUAAUCAAAGGUUUUGCUUUGUAUCUGUUCCUAUUUGCAUUUCUAUUUAAGAACAGUGUUGCUGAGACAGCAGCACAUCCCUGCAGCUUUUGUAGGCUAAUGCCCAGCAAGUGCAGGAAAAAAUAGGGCAAUUUGUGAGCAAAAAGGCAACAGUACCGACAUACAAGCUCUGGGUACCAGGGGGAGGAAGGUUUCAAAUUAAUGUACUGCAUUGUUAUUUACUUACCCAUGCAAGAGCCAAUUAUAAAUGAUUUUUUGUUAACACAGCACAUUUAGCUUAUUUUGCAAUAAAAUCUUUGAAUUUUUUCUUUUUUCAA
This is a messenger RNA of Engraulis encrasicolus (European anchovy), 3482 nucleotides long. RefSeq names its product lysophosphatidylcholine acyltransferase 2 (gene lpcat2). Gene Ontology annotation, cellular component: endoplasmic reticulum. The coding region runs from base 603 to 2183 and encodes 526 amino acids. Lineage: Eukaryota; Metazoa; Chordata; Actinopteri; Clupeiformes; Engraulidae. Gene Ontology annotation, molecular function: lysophosphatidic acid acyltransferase activity; 1-acylglycerophosphocholine O-acyltransferase activity; calcium ion binding. The record is from RefSeq and is a predicted model, not a curated record. The transcript is spliced from 14 exons.